AUGGACAGCGACAGCGAGCCUCAGGAUCUCGCUGACCUCGGGAACGGCAGCGACGACGGGGAGGGCAAGGACCAGGAGGGCGGCCUGAAACAGCAGAACGUCUUCGGCAAGGUCGAUGACUACGACAUCCCGAGCUCACCCGAGCUCACGUGCGUGUCGCGUGAGAUCACUUCCAAAAGUGAGUGCCCCGUUGCCGCGAUAAAGAAGAUUAAGAACAAGAGGGUCGUCUGGGGCAAAACGUCGACAAGGAAACUUAUGUGCCGGAAGACCAUGAAGAAGAUCCGCAUCUUGCGCCGGACAGGCGAGUGGUGCCGCAAUUGUUACGGGAUUUGGAAGUUGCGCUUCAAGCGUAAAUACAAGGGCGAUAUCAAAAAGUUCAAGGAGGAGCUGACCGAGGGCCAUCCGAAUUUCAAGAAGAAAACAAAUGAUGCCAUGACGAACGCUCACGCGGAGUACCUCCAUCAGAAGGCCGGGGGAAGAAGCAGGGUCACGUCUCUCACAGGCAAGGUGAUCGCCAAGAAGCGCCGCACCCUCACGAUCAAGUAUCCGCGUGAGGUCUUCUAUGUCCUCAAACAAUACAAAUCAAAAUUUGGUGAUCCUAAGACGACCAAGGCGAAGAUCACCAAGUUGAGAAUCAAGCACAAAGGCUUGGUCCAAGGGGUCGUAGUCCGCGAGGGCGAAGAGGGAGUGUAUCCUCUCGAACGGGCCGUCACGAUAGACAUCCAGAAGGAAUACACCCUCGACGACGGCCAGUGCAUCCUCGACAGUGAACAGUUGGAGGACAUGAUGGAUAUCGGCAGCGACGACGAGACGCAGAAGCAAGCACUGGGAGGAGACGGGUCCUGGCCCUGUGUGAGCCAUGCGGGCGUCUUGUCGUUGGAGGAAACGACGAGCCGCCUGGCCGCCGCCCCGCAUGGUGAACCAGUCGAGGAAGAGGCGGACGAGGGACUUGCCUCCGACUCCGAUAGUCAGGAGGGCGACGAUGACGGCGGGGAUGAGGCCAGCGUUAGCGCCGAGAGCGAUGAUGUUCAGAUGGGUCCCGCGGCGGCGACCCCCUCCACGGUCACGGCCUGCACCCCGGCCAAGAAGAUCAACAAAGAGGCUUGCGCUAGCAGCGCCGCCAGCGUCAGCGGCAGCGGUGCCAAGGCACCCCCGGCUAAGAGAGUCAAGAUUGAGAGAGCGGAUUCGGAUGAUGAGAAGCUUGACGACGGGAAGAAGGGCGCGGAGGCCGAGGGCUUGCAGUCCACCCUGUUCCAGGCCAUCAAGAACUUCAGCGAUGGUAAGUACGUCUCUAAAAGCGGUCGGGACUUGCAGGAUUUGAUGAGGGAUUGGAAGACCGUGAUUACUUCGUCAGGCACAUGCUGGAGGCGCAUCGUGUCAGCAAAGAGUGCCACUCAGCGCGAGCAAGCGCCAAUCCUGAAGGAGUUAUCGGGGCAACUCGAGGCCGUCUUCAACUUCACGAAGGCUUUCGCGAAGAUCCCUAACGUUAUAUUCUCGGAGGUAGAAUCGACAUACGCUGCCCUCAAGCAGGUGAACGUGGAGAUCCCAGCCCAGGUGUCCGCCAAGAUGGUGGUCAAGGCUAUCGAUUGCCUCCUGCAGGACGGCAAAGUGGAAGAAGCCUGCGCGAAGCUGACCAUACGACGCGAUGACGCAGCGAGUGGUGAAGUGUUGUGGAGCAUGGCCGCCAUUGACGACGCGCGCGUCAGGAACGACACCUGCAUUGAGACGGCGUGCAAGAUAUUCCAGACUCCGUUCCCGUAUCGGAAUCCCAAGGACACGACUGACGCGACAAUGAUCGAGAGGGCCACUACCUUCUUGGAGAUGUUCUCGGAGUUGGACAUCGACCUUCUUUCGGAGAUCAAAGAAGACCUUCUGGCUACUCAAAUCAUUGUGGCUUGUUCCACUACUACCGGGACUGCUGGCCGCCAAGCUCCUACCCCGAAGCUGACCUUGCAGGAUGCGUUGGACAGGGCGACCGCUGCGCAGAACCCCAAGAGGGCAAAGAACUCUGCCUUGAGUACUUUCGCCAUCUCGAAGAUUGGUCGCCACCUGGUCAAAGUCGCAGUGACCAAACAGACAGAGCAGGCCAAGAACGCUGUCAAUUUCGACGGGGUGAACAGGGUGGCCCUGGCGACAAAAGAGCUCGUGGUCAAUCAUGGUUCGGGGGAAAGUGGGCUGAAAACCUUGCAAUCAACCAUGAACCUCUUGAUGGAGUCCGUCGAGAACUUCCCGGAGCAGAAGGACGAGAGCUGCGUGGACCUGAUAACUGAUGCCACGGUGGCUCUCUGCAAGAAGUUCCAGGAUCAUUUCACGGCGAGCUUCCUCAGGGUGGGCGUCCAAAACGUCGACGGCCCUGCGGCGCAGGCGGCAGAGGCGGAGGACAGCGCCAUGGCAGCUCAGGCCAUCGAGCAGAUGUUCGAGACCAAGACCUUGGCGGGGGAGAGCGCGACCUUGGUGUCCCUGAGCAGCAUGGUCCACAAGUUCGUCCCUAAGAGGCAACAAUUUUCAACCGGCUAUAGCCAUGCGCCUGUCAUGCUCAUGAUAUCAUUCGCUGGGGAGUUGCACGAUGCUUUUGAAAAUUCAACCAUUCCGAAAGGUGUCCUUCACGCCAACAGCUUGGCCCCAGCGUCGACAGCCGCGAAGUGCGCGGAAGACCAACUCUGGGUGGCCAAGAACCAGAUGACAGAGCUGUUGAACGCAACCGUCUCCAAAGACGCCUUGGGGAAGCUCGCUCUCAACCCGCAGACCUACAUCAACGAUUGCAUUGACCAAUCGUGCAUGAUGCCAGUCCAGAUGGUUUCCCACCUUGCAGGUUUGAACAUCGCCGAGUCUACACAGCGCAUCGAUGCCAUGAAGGGCGUCCUUCGCUUCCAGAAGAAGAUGCGCGGCGAGACUGGCGACGACGAGCAGCCCCCGGCCGACAACAACGUUUCUUCCAGGGACUUGGACGACCUCUCCAGCGCGCUGCCUGCCCUUGUCGCCGUGGCAAAGUGCCGGCGUUCUGAACCAAUCGUGCCGCAGAUGGACGUUGCCGACGCCUCGGCCGACGAGCUCGCAGCGGUGCAGAUCCCCAGAGGGAACGUUUCCGAUGCGUACUUGGCUCAUUUCGGCGAGGCGACCCGCGAGUGCUCAGCUUUCGACAAAGUUGCCAAGACAGACAACAGGAAGCAGGUCAAGAAGCAGCUGCAGAAAUUCAUUGAGCGGGUCUCUAAGGACGUGAACACCCUGGGCCUGAUCGCCGCUUCAAAGAUGACCCUGGCAAGCAAGGAGCUCGAGCCACUGCUCUUUGAUGAGAAACCAAUCUUGAAAAAACUCGACACCAGAAUCGACGAGCUCAUCGAUUUUCCAGAGAGGUCGCGCAUCGUGACGCUCAUCAAGGAUCUGAACGGUAUCAACGGUGUUGGGGUCAAGCAGGUCCAGAAGUACGUGGAUGCGCUCAAAGGCACGGACUUGGGCUCGAAGGCCCUCGAGGAGCCUCUCGAGAUGGCCAAGAAGGUUCGCAAGAAGGCCCGAUCGCUCGUGACGUACCGGACGGGGGCGAUCAUGAUCAAGAAGAACAGGGCGGCGGACCUCAAAAAGUACUACGCGGAGGCCGCGUCGCUGGGCGUCGCGACCCCCAAGGAGCUCAAGGACAAGUUGGACGCGCUCCCCGGGGCGUCCUAG
Prorocentrum cordatum is the source of this 3663-nucleotide messenger RNA. Lineage: Eukaryota; Dinophyceae; Prorocentrales; Prorocentraceae. The record is from the annotation of a GenBank genome assembly.